This is a messenger RNA of Racocetra fulgida, 324 nucleotides long. The record is from the annotation of a GenBank genome assembly. NCBI's taxonomy places the organism in Eukaryota, Fungi, Glomeromycota, Glomeromycetes, Diversisporales, Gigasporaceae.
AUGGAAUUGGGUAAUGAAGUAAAAGAAAAACUAAUAGAAUUAUAUGAAAAAUGCGCAACAAAAUUUGUUCUAACUAAAAUUAAAACUCGAGCAUUAGGAUGUCUAACAAAUGUAAUAACAGAUAAAAUAAAUCAGCAUAUAAAUGAUAAACUAAAGGCUGGAUUGGAGAAAUUUCAAAAAGAACGAAGCAAACAAUUAAAAAAAAUGCAAAAUAUAAUCUCUAAAAAAGAAACAAACAAUUCUCAAAAAAAAAAAAAAACAGCCGAAACAUCAAAAUUAGAUAUAAAAAAACUAAUAAGAGAUAAUUUUAAAAAAACUAAAUAG